This is a messenger RNA of Ectocarpus sp. CCAP 1310/34, 2205 nucleotides long. Lineage: Eukaryota; Phaeophyceae; Ectocarpales; Ectocarpaceae. The record is from the annotation of a GenBank genome assembly.
CCCUUCUCGUGGGAAACUACGACGGCGUUCGUUUUGAGGGUGAAGGCUAAGGGACCCCCAGACGAGAUGGUCACUUUGGAGGUGGACCGCAACGUCUUCAAGUACAACGUGCACAUGCCUUGGUACGCCCGGCUAGUCCUCGGAAAGAACAUCAUCUGGCACGACGUUCUUCACGCGAACCCAACCACCAAGACGCUGUCUGAAGAUGGCAUCAACAUGAGCCUGCAACGGCUGGGCACGGUGCGGGACCGUUCAUCGUGGCGGGCAUGCGAGGAUGAUCCAGACGUGACCAUGUACAGUAAGCGAGUGGACUUUGACAUCCGGAUGCCGGUGGGGCCGACGAUCAUGAUGCAGGUGGCGCAGCCCCUCAUGCGGUGGUUCAGGACCAAGAGCCACUUGUGUAGAGAGCUGGAAGUGCAGGCGAUUCGCGACUUCAUCGAGGCGGAGAAAGGGAAGACUGAGGAGGAGCGGACAGAGCGCCUAGCGAACGACGCGGCAUGGAUGGCAGCCUUGACAGCGGAGGCAACCCCGCCCGGGUCUCCCCCCCCGCGUGCUCCGUCAUCCUCCUGCUGUUCUUCGGAGGCAGAUCGGAAGGAACAGGUGCACGCCGAGGAAGAGCAAGCGCAGCCGGCGACAAGGCUAGCGGGAGCCAGGGCGAGAGUGAAGAACGUGCUCUCCAAGGCCAGGGCGAAGCUAGCCAAGGUGGUGGGAGCGGGUGCGGCCGAGAGAUCGCAGGCGGCGACGACGUCGGCGGCGGCGGCCGGCGCGGCAGCGGACGGCUCGUCAGCGUGAUUCUUCUCGCUGUUUGUUCGAUUCCAUCAGGAUAGGCUCUCUCACGAGGCGACGGCCGCAGCCACCCUAGAAGCGAAGCAUGGUUGCGGCGGUGGGAGUAAUCACGCUACCGUGGCUUGCAAGGCUAUAGGUGAGGGCUUGCAAGAGGCCGUUGGGUGUCUGGAUGGCGGCAUGUAUUGUUGGCCGGGUAGCGUAAGGAGAGGCCGGAUUGUCGAUCCUGGGGGUGGCCGCCGUGAGCGGGGCAUGGCUGUUUGUGUAAUGAUUAUUUUUUCGUGCAGGCGUUUCUUCGUUUGCUUUGGUAUCUGCGGUAUCUACGGGGUUCGGUGUUGUGUAACCGUUGGUUUAAGUUGUAACUGUUGUCGGUUGGAUAGUUUUCUGCCUGUGAGGGGAAGAGGCGGCCGGUUAGAGGGCUAGCCCCCGUCGUUGUGGGCUGUGUAUGUGUCCUGUUACAAAUCCCCGUCUUUUGUUUUGUUCUUUUCUGGUCGCGCAUGGUCCGUGUCUCCAUGUGGGAGAAGUUGACCGGCUUUUACGAUACUCCCCACGUUACAGCUCUCAUGCAUUCCGUCUGACUCCGGUUGGUCCAACGUAGCGUAUCAUCUGGACUGUAAAGCGCGUGUCCGGUGUAGGUUGCGUGUUCUCUACCUCUCUUGUUUCUUGUCAGGGUUGGUGGCCUGUGACGGUGGGGAAGGGCGCUACAUAUUCGCGCGCGCGGUGGGGGUCACCUUGUGGGGGUCUGUAUUUGAUGAGAGUGACACUCUGCGGCACUGGCUCGCGGCUCCACGAUAAACUGUCCAGUGUCAGAUCAGAUGUUUUCCCGUCCCAUUGUACAAGGGGUGUGGACGACCAAACUAGCGUGUACCCACCUCCGUGCCUGUCUGAGCGUGUGUAGACUACACGGGAAGAUAAGUAGUUGCAAAUAGCUGUAGGAAGAAGCACCAUGACCCUAUCCUCAACGGCUAUAGAAUGCCAUAGUUGGACUGCUGUGCGCGAGUCGUGGCAUCGAUCUGCUGCUGCGGGAAUAGUCACUACUGCUGUGGCCGAGUGCGUCGGUAUGACCGAUGGCAACGCGAGCACGUGAGUGCCAAGGAUUCUACCUGACUGGCAUGAAAUGUUGACAGCCACUAAUGGGAGGCGCGUCACUGAUAGAUAAAUAGAUGGCAGCUGAUACUCUCCCGCAGAGACGUUGUGUAAAUGAGGUGUGCUGCAUUGCAUCACGAAGUAUCCCACGUACCCUGCUCUCUUCUCCGAAACGGGGAAGAUCUCCACAGCAAACCUUGUCUGUGCCCCCGCGGCCCGCUCGCACUUUCCAUCAUUUCCUUGUGGAUGUCUGGUACUGUACUCUGGUUUUACCAAAAAUGGAACAGCUGCUGUUGCACACUCUGCCGUGCGCUCAGACCGACCGGUGUGGCAAUA